CGCGCAAACUCAGUGUUGUGUUCGAACGCGACUCGUGCGCAUGUUGUCGCGUUCCACGUUUGAAAAGUAACGAAGUAACAACGAAAUAUCCGAAUUUGUGUUUAUGUGUUCCGAAAUCGAUUGUUGGGUUUAAGUUUAUUUUAAGUUAGUGCACGAAAAUGGUCCAGUGACGUGUUUUGAAAUAGUUUCGGGUGAUUUUUUUUUUUCGAAUUAACCUGACCGUGGGCAAGUGCACGCUAUUGUUUUCUUUGUUGACUUGAAGCAGCUGUCAAAAUAAACGGAUUAUCAAGGUUCUGUUCUACCAGUCUCACGCCAUAUUAAAAGAACGAAAAACACCAAAAAAAAAACAACGAAAAAACGAUGAAUUAAUUCAAAAAAAGAACAGCAAGGAAAUGUCACACGCGCAUUAAACUGAACCAAUCAUGCGCAUCUUUCUACCAUCUUUGACAGUUUGACAAGUGACACAAAAUGGCGCAUAAAGUGAAGAACAACCAUUAUGUAGCGACGCACAGGUCGGGGAUCGAUUCCCCGUCGUCUGGGGGGUACAUCCACCGUGCGUCCUCCAGAGAGGAGAAUGACAGUCAUCGGGCACCUUCGGAACGCACUCUAUCUGAAUAUACGACAAUGGACGAGAGGACCCGGUCACCAUCAGGCGAGCACAGGAACGGCAGACGGCAUCAGCACACGAACGGUUCUCCGCGAGCUGACUCCGGCUCCGAUGUCUACGUCACCAGUGCAGCGUACCGACCUCCUUCAGAAAUCAGCCGGCAGUCCCGGGCACCUCGGAGUGUAUACUCUUACCGGAGCGCGGUGGCUCCCUCUGUCGCCUCUACACACAGAUCCAAAGUUUCCAGAAAGGCUGGAGUGAAGGUAGACGCGAUGGCGGCUCCGAACCCGUUCUGCCCCAACGUGAAGGGCAUGUGCUGCCUGAUGCUGCUGCUGAACCUGGGCCUCAUCCUCGUCACGCUGGGCUUCGUCAUCGUGCUGCAGUUCUUCGAGCCAUUGUUUGUAUGGAUUCUAGGCAUAGUCUUCCUAAUCUUCGGUUUCCUCACACUCCUGGGCAGCCUGAUAUAUUGCGUCGUGCUAUGCCGAGAGAACCCAUACCCGCGGUACCCAGACGACUUCUACUGGACACAUCACUGGUCGAAGACCAUAGGACCGUCCGAGAUCCAUUAUAGUGCUAGUGAAAAACAAUACGUUAAGAAUGGACAUAGCGACAGAUAUAAUAAUAAGUAUAAUGGAAAAUAUUCUGAUAGGGAAAGCGCUAAGGGUUAUUCAGACCGAGAAAGUAAACUUAGUAGGUACUGAGAAUCUCAAUUUUUAUUUUUACCCGGUCUUUAAUCCAAGAAGUCUUAGUACGUGUUUAAUUUACGUUUAAUUUCGAGCCGGCCAAUCAGAGAGUCUAACUCGCUCUCGUUUCGUUUUCGUUCAACGUAAAGCAAACUUGUACUAAGGGUGCAGACAUUUACAAUAUUAUAUGAUGAAGUGCUGUUUAUGUCCGAUUUUGGGGUUAGGUAAUGUCAACAGCCUUUAUAAAGAUUUUUUAGUCAUCAUUUUUACACCAGACCAGUCGUCGGAUAAAAUUAAUGGAGUCAAAUAAAUUAAAACUUGACGCAGUAUGAGUAAAACAAGUUGUUUAUUCUAUUCUCACAAUUGUUGUUAUGUACCUUUGAUAUUGUGUUUUGUCCCGUGAAUAAUUUUUAUCUGAUUGCUCAUCUGAGUUUUGUCUAUGAACUCAUAAAAUUGUAGUCCAAUAUUAAGAUGUAGACAUUGCACCUACUUAAAAAUUGUUAAUUAUUGAAAUGGUAGACGAAAACGAAACGAGAGCGCAUUCGGCGCUCUGAUUGGCCAGUGCGUAAUGAACUAACGAACUAACCAAUCAGAACGCUAAACGCACACCGUUUCGUUUUCGUUCAACGUAAAGCAAAAUCGUACUAAGUUAACUGGUUUUUUCAAUAAAGUUAUUAAAUAUGUCUGACUGUCUGUCUGUCUACAAGUCUAUAUAAAAAUAUCUACUUACUAAUGUUAUUAAAAUGUUGUCAAUAAACCAUUAAAGAUAUAUUUAUUAGAAUAGAACGAUUAUUUAGUUAAUGUGUAGUAACAAUGUGUACUUAUCUCCAUAGAUUAUAUUAUGAAAGAUUUUAAUUUAAUGUAAAUAAUAUGAAUUAAGCAUAAAUACACUCAGAAUUAAAUGCCAUAUUAAUUUACCCGUUAAUGUAGAGUGUUUAGAGUAAGUUAGGGAACAUGGAAUAAUAAAAAGAAUAUAUUAUUAUUUGUGAAUAACAUAAAAAUAAUUUAUGUAAAGUUCCCGCUUCCCGCCAAAACAAUAUGGCCGCGACUUAGUGCGCAUAACUUUAAACAAGAGUGGUCAUAUUGAAGGAAUUGUAAGUAAAUUAAUUAUGUAUAAGUACACUCAAAAAGUACAUUAAAUUAUGUGUAGAAGUUUUGCACCGUACAUAAUGUAUCUGUAGUCAAAACAUGGUGGUUUUUUAUAGCGAAAAUUGAAGAAAAAAUUAGAAUAUUUUGUAAAAUAUUAUGCGCAUAUUUAUCACUUAAUCUUCUGAAAAUAUUGUAAUUUCCACGGUGUACUCCUUCCCUGUCCAGUGUACUAUAUUUUUAGAAUUUAAACAUCUAACCUGACUUUAAUCGACGGAAUUAAAAUAUAAAAUAAAUAAUUUUGUAUAAAGUGUAACAAAA
Molecule: messenger RNA, 2697 nt
Organism: Spodoptera frugiperda (fall armyworm)
Lineage: Eukaryota; Metazoa; Arthropoda; Insecta; Lepidoptera; Noctuidae
Exons: 7
Coding region: 469-1308 (279 amino acids)
Source: RefSeq, a predicted model, not a curated record